Penicillium robsamsonii is the source of this 390-nucleotide messenger RNA. RefSeq lists its product as uncharacterized. The transcript is spliced from 2 exons. NCBI's taxonomy places the organism in Eukaryota, Fungi, Ascomycota, Eurotiomycetes, Eurotiales, Aspergillaceae. Bases 1 to 390 code for a protein of 129 amino acids. The record is from RefSeq and is a predicted model, not a curated record.
AUGCAUGUCCACAAUGACUUCUUUGGAUAUGUCAUUAUGGAGCUGGUGGAGAACCUGCUCCUUGGUUUUGAGGAGGCCGAUGAUGACUGGAAGAUGCACCGCGAAGGCAGUGAUACUGCUAAUACGAUGCGUGUCGCCUUCGCCACCAUAUUCCUUAACAUGCUUGCUACUCUGAAGCGAAACGAUUCGGACUCGGAGGUAAAGACCGUCGGAACCAUCGUCGGUCUGUUCGUCCGCUUCAUUGUUAGUGUCGAAGAGUACGGUAUUGACUGGGAUGACCAUGGUGCGAAGAUAGAGGCUUAUGCCGCUAAGCACGACAUCACAAUUCACGGCUCGAACCAUACGCGCUAUAAGAGGUCGUCUGGUGAGAGUAUGGAGAUGGGUGGCUGA